Molecule: messenger RNA, 2932 nt
Organism: Blastomyces gilchristii SLH14081
Lineage: Eukaryota; Fungi; Ascomycota; Eurotiomycetes; Onygenales; Ajellomycetaceae
Exons: 4
Coding region: 143-1996 (617 amino acids)
Cellular component (GO): centrosome; cytosol; nucleoplasm
Source: RefSeq, a predicted model, not a curated record
ACCAAUGAGUUUACUAGUGAAUUUAAAGUCUACUGCAUACUGUACAAGUACUAUAUUUGCCGGCUCCAAUAAUACAAACACUGGCACCAUUAAUUGAUUUAAGGAAAUUGAUGUGUACUCCAUGUGGCAAUAAUUCGCCCUCAUGCACCAGUAUAGGAUAGCAGCUUGCAAAAGCUUGAAAGCCGUGGACGACAAAGCCAACUAUCAUCUUGAUACAUCUCAGAUUGAGUCUGAUAUAAGCCUGCCUGACCUGUGGUCCGAGAUCAGUGCAAAUGAACCCUCUGUCACUACUGAAAAGCAAUGCGAAGAUCUUCUCCUCGUGGAGGCAGUCUUGAGGGCUACCAGGCAGCCCGGUUUAUUACAAAGGGAAGAUCGAGAAGCGGCAAGAUUCCUGACAUUCUGGACUGCCCGCGCUGUGCUACCAAAUGAAGAUGUUACUGUUUUAUGGGAAAACGCGCAGCUUGCCGAUAACGAAGACUCAAAACGCUCACAACCCGGAACAUACAAAUUGGCCCGACUAAAAUCAAGUGUUGGAGUAUCGGUUUUAGGACUUCUCAAUUUGAUUAGCCCUAUCGAAAACCUUGAAGACGAGGAUGCAAUUGAUGUCAUCGCCUCCCUAGCCGCCUUCACGUGCAGGAAGGACCCUUGGACGACGGAGCGUGCAUUCAAUGAGUCCUCAACUAUUCUUCAAAACUAUGAGUCAUGCCUUGGCUCAGGGACGAGAGGAGAGUUGGCUGCUAUUCAGGAAGAUAUUCUUAGAAAGAAAAUAAAGCCAUUGUUUUCGAAGACGAAGACGCCCGCGGUGACAGCUGCAGGCAGAAAAAAUGUCCACCCUCUUCCACAACCAAGAUUUGACCCGAGCAUUUUUGACCCAGAGUCCAAGCCGUGGAAGCUUAGAGAUGUGUACCUGAUUACGGUACUUUCUUGGGUUAUUGGAAGAUAUUCGCCAUCUGACAAACUCGCACUUGAAUCGCAAUUCCCUCUCCUUGUCCCAGCAAUCCUAUCCUUAAUAGAUGACGAAACCCUCUCAUUCAAGGCCAAGGGCUGCGAGUUGCUGUCGAAAUUCCUAGCUCCCCUUGAACAGUCAAACUCAGAUAUACUCCAGCGCACAAACCUGGAUUCAGUAUUCCAAGACGCUCUUAACCCUUGCCUGCUCUCCCUUCCUACAAUCACACCUGAGCCUGAAUCCAUUCAUCUUCUCCAAUAUGCCUACCCAGCACUUCACGCCGUAAUCCGCACUCGUUUCCCUUCACCCCUACUCCAACCUACAUCAACACCACUAAGACCCACCCAAUCCAGACCGAAACUAGAUUCCGAAUCUCAAAAGCGUGUGGAAUCUCUCACUAACCUCCUGCGCCACGGCAUCCUUCACUCUUAUCACCACACCAGCAACCCUCGCCCGAUUGAAAACACCUCAAUAUCCUCGUAUCCAUAUCCCCGCCUCUCUACCCUCCUUCUCUUCCAGCUCCCACCGGUCCUCUCGGAGUUAGGUAUCCACACCACCAAGCAUCUCCAAGAUCUCGUUCCGAUGAUUUCAGCCACAUUGUCCAACCCGUUUGGAACAGUAUUCCCGCCACUUCUUGCUGCGGCGGUUGAAGCGACAAGAAUGCUAGUCUUGAACGCAUGGCCGAGAAUUUGGAGGUGGCGGGCAGAGAUACUAGGCGGGUUGUGUGCCUGUUGGUUGCAUAUCUGUGAUGGUUUGGUAGAUAUAGGGAUAGGCACUGGGGGCGACAAUGGCAGUGGACAGAAGGCAGAGUUACUUCAGCUACAGGGUGGGCUUAAGGUCGUAGUUGCAGUAGUAAGGAUUGCGAUCGAGGAGUGCGUGGGUCCGGCUAUGGAGGAGACUGGUAAUGAAAUAGGAGAACAGGGUGGAGACAAGGGAGGGAAGGGACAAGUUAUUGAUGUUGAUAGUGAAUUUGGAAAGUUGGUUCAAGGGGAUACGAGGUUGAGUGGUCUGCUGAUCGAUAAUGAGUAUUUUGAUAGCAAAGAGGGGUAACAAUUCACUUCGCUCCGACAAUUGCGUGAUAUUUGUCUCAACAAUUUUCCUUUCGUUAAAACAAUAUUAAAUUUUUGAAGCUAUGGAGUCUAACACCUAUGUCCUCCAAGAUCAACAAGUGUAGGGUAUAAAUGUAUCGUCAUGGGAUAUUAUCCAAUUAGUUAAACGAUGAAAACGCAAGAGAGAAAUGUACGCCACAGUACAGACAGCGCACCCUCAUAACCAUGAGCUGAGACAAAGAACUACGUAUCACGAAUCAACUCGCUGCUUGAACAGGCUCUUUCCUCUCAACCACUGCCGAUAACGCUUGUACCCUUUUCUUAUCGUGGUCCUCUGCUAUGACUGUCAAUCCUUCCUCACUCACAUUGACAAACUCAAGAUAGUCUGGCAAAUUAUCCUCCGCUAAUAAGUCCAAGUUAGCAUCGUCGAGUGUGAAUUUAUUGGCAUAUUCGAAAGGUCAAGGGUUUGAUCCACGCUCCGCCAGCGAAGCCGGCAGCCAGCGUGUCCUCUGAGGUCACGACAAGGGGGACUUUGAGAGGGUGAUUGAUGUAGCGUUCGUACUCUUCUGCCUCCACAGCGGAGACUGAUGGGUGGAGUGAUUCGUAGACUAGCUCGUCCAGACUCCAUUGGAUGAGUUGUGCUUUACUAGGAGCAUGUGAGUUGUUGGCCAUAUAGGUUUCUGGGCUGUCGGAAGUUUCGAAACGGGGUGCUUUCAUGAUACCGGUCUGGGGCGGGUGUUUCUCGGCAGAGGGAGGUUGCUGGAGCCAGUUCUGGAUAGGUUUAGAGACAGCUGAUGAGUCGACGAAGGAGUUCAUGGAGCGUGCGUCUUCGCUUUGGAUAUCUGAUGGUUCUUGGAUGGUGACGCCUUUUCGGCGGGAUGGUUUCUUCUCACGACCAUCGGGUUCGUUAACCACACGCACGACAAAUGGACUGAAG